AGUUAAAUUAACCGUAGUUGAGUCAAGUUAACAAGCGUAGGAGCAUGUGUCAACUCUCAGAAUGUCUUUUUCUCAUUUUAUUCUCUCUUUCUUUCUCACCACCACCACCUAUAUUAAUCAUUCUUUCCUCCCACUUUCUCCGAUCAUUCCUCGCCGGACACCACUUUCCGGCCACCGCAUCUCGCCGGAGCAAUUCCAAUUUUCCCUCACCUUAAUUAGUUAACUCCAAUUUCAAAACCAGUGCAGUUAUUUUCUUACGGUUUCACUUCCGUCCGAUUCAGAAAAUAUAGUUUCAUUACAUUGAUGCUUUUUGAACUCAAUUUCAUAUUGUAAUUUGUGUCUGCAUUGGUGAAUAAUAGUUUGUUAACUUCGGAUCUUGAAGAUUUCCGUUGGAGAAAUAGAAAUAGGGUUUGUUAUUUGUUAAUAAUUUCUUUAAUUGAAUCUGCAUUUAGGGUUUAUGAUUUUGUUUGGUAUGAAAAAAUUGGGGUAAAGAUGUGUAAGCCAGAGAGUAACAAUAACAGGUGGCAAGAUUUGGGUUGGAUGGGUUUGAAGGUACAAAAAGAGAAACUUGGUUCGGGUUCAGGUUCAGGUAAGGGUAGAAUGAAACUAUGGAUGAUUCGUGCUACUACAUCGGUUAUAUUGUGGACUUGUAUUGUUCAAUUAACAGCUAUAAGUGAUUUAUGGGGUCCUAGAGUUCUUAAGGGUUGGCCUUCAUGUUUCACUCAUGAUUCUGUUUCUAAUUCUAGAGCUAUGGAUGUUCAGCUUCAAUCUUUGCGUCCACCACUUCUUCCUCCUAAGAGAGUUUAUAAAAACAAUGGAUACUUGAUGGUUUCGUGCAAUGGAGGAUUGAAUCAAAUGAGAGCAGCGAUAUGUGACAUGGUUGCCAUUGCUAGAUAUUUAAAUGUCACACUUAUAGUCCCUGAACUUGAUAAAGCAUCCUUUUGGGCUGAUCCCAGCGAAUUCCAAGACAUUUUUGAUGUGGAUCAUUUUAUAACAUCAUUGAGAGAUGAGGUGCGCAUAUUGAAAGAGUUGCCUCCUAGACUCAAGCUGAAAGUGGAACGUGGUUUCCUUUACAGUAUGCCACCCAUUAGUUGGUCCGACAUAUCUUACUAUAAGAACCAGAUUUUACCCUUGAUACAAAAGUACAAAGUUGUCCAUUUAAAUAGAACGGAUGCUCGGCUGGCCAAUAAUGGUCUACCUCUUGAGAUUCAGAAGCUGCGUUGCAGAGUUAAUUUUAGUGCUCUGAGAUUUACUUCUCAAAUAGAGGAGUUGGGCAGAAAGGUGAUCAGCCUUCUAAGGAAAAAUGGUCCGUUUCUGGUCCUUCAUCUGAGGUAUGAGAUGGACAUGUUAGCAUUUUCUGGCUGCAAUCAAGGUUGUAACAGUGAUGAGGUGGAAGAGUUGACAAGAAUGAGAUAUGCAUAUCCUUGGUGGAAAGAGAAAAUAAUUAAUUCUGACUUGAAAAGAAGAGAUGGUUUAUGUCCUUUAACACCUGAGGAGACUGCCCUCACACUAAGGGCUCUUGACAUUGAUCAGAACAUUCAAAUCUACAUUGCAGCUGGGGAAAUAUAUGGUGGAGAAAGGAGAACGUCAAGUCUUUCAAAGGAGUACCCAAAAUUGGUAAGGAAAGAAACACUGUUGGAGCCAUCCGACCUCCGUUUCUUCCAAAAUCAUUCAUCUCAAAUGGCAGCAUUGGAUUAUCUUGUCUCAUUAGAGAGUGAUAUUUUUGUUCCCACAUAUGAUGGAAAUAUGGCCAAAGUUGUUGCGGGCCAUCGCAGAUAUCUUGGGUUCAAGAAGACAAUUUUAUUGAACCGAAAGCUCUUGGUUGAUUUAAUAGAUCAAUACAAUAAUGGAGUACUGAACUGGGACCAAUUUUCUUCAGCCGUGAAGAAAUCACACGCUCAACGCAUGGGUAACCCUAGUAAAAGGUUGGUAAUCCUUGACAAGCCCAAAGAAGAGGAUUAUUUCUAUUCCAACCCAGAGGAAUGUUUAGAACCAUCAAAUGAUCUGUUGAGUAGUAUGUGACAAAUGUGUUCGGAAAAUAAUUGAAUUUUACACGUGCCAUCUCCUGGUACACUUGGAUUUCUACCACAGAUAUAUUGAGAUAGUUCUCUAUCCAGUUUUAGCAAACACGGCAGCUUUUUUGUAUCAAAAAAAGAGGCAGACAGACAUAAAGAAAAGAAGAAGGUGGGGUGGGAUACCCUUCACAAAAGUUCUAAUCAACCAAAGCAGCCAGCCAGGGGAUACUUUAUAUUUUAUAUAUAAUAAAUAAUAAAUAUAAUUGCAAUAAUAUUCCAUUACAUUCAUGUAUAGUAGCCACCCUGACAUUGCAGGGUGAGUGCAGUUUAAACAGCAUUGUACACGGAGGAAUUCUUAUUCAUAUACAAAUUUGGAUUACUGGA
Molecule: messenger RNA, 2399 nt
Organism: Trifolium pratense (red clover)
Lineage: Eukaryota; Viridiplantae; Streptophyta; Magnoliopsida; Fabales; Fabaceae
Product: rhamnogalacturonan I rhamnosyltransferase 1-like
Exons: 8
Coding region: 493-2022 (509 amino acids)
Cellular component (GO): cytoplasm
Source: RefSeq, a predicted model, not a curated record